Molecule: messenger RNA, 1326 nt
Organism: Penicillium canescens
Lineage: Eukaryota; Fungi; Ascomycota; Eurotiomycetes; Eurotiales; Aspergillaceae
Product: putative GATA transcription factor (AreB)
Exons: 5
Coding region: 1-1326 (441 amino acids)
Biological process (GO): negative regulation of transcription by RNA polymerase II; positive regulation of transcription by RNA polymerase II
Molecular function (GO): RNA polymerase II cis-regulatory region sequence-specific DNA binding; DNA-binding transcription factor activity, RNA polymerase II-specific; zinc ion binding
Source: RefSeq, a predicted model, not a curated record
AUGUCAGCGGGCAGAAACGGCCACCUGUUUGCGGUUGGCUGGUCCGGUGUGCUAAAUACGUCCUCCAAUUCGGUUCACGGCCGGAUUUCAAUCGACACCCGCCUUCCCACCUCCACGGUGGCUUCCAUCCUCUACAGGGCGUCGCCCAUUGACCCGGCUCUCAAACCUGGUUCGCCUCAAGUCCGCGAAUUUCCCUACGAUUCCCCGUCCGAAGCCUCUACUACGCGUCAGCCCUCCAACGGAUCGAUACCCUUUUCUACCACGCUGCCGGAUAUCAAAAGUGUGACAAAAUUCGAGAGUGAUUACCCCAGCUCGUCCACUGUCAGCACUUCGCUUCCUGGAUUGGCAGCCCUGGCUUCUGUCGCAUCAGCACCAACCUCUAAUCUCCGAUCAUCAAGCGAUGCCAGUAUGAGCAUGGCCAACAUGACCUAUACCUCGCCCGCCGCAACCACUGGAGGGAGCCCUCCGGUUUGCCAAAAUUGCGGCACCUCCACUACUCCCUUGUGGCGACGUGAUGAACAGGGCUCAGUCCUCUGCAACGCCUGUGGACUGUUCUUGAAACUUCAUGGCCGUCCUCGUCCGAUAAGCUUGAAGACCGAUGUGAUCAAAAGUCGCAAUCGCGUCAAGACCGGUCAAGGUCCCAAGCGCAAGUCCGGCGGCCCUGUCGAUACCAAUGGCCUUCCUUCCAGAUCGGAGGCCGGAACUCCUCCUCUCGGUGGGCAUGGAUACCGCCGCGCGUCGCGUAAGAUGUCACCGGGCCAUUCCGAUCGCUCGAACUCCCCCGUAUCCCGGACCGAGACACCUGGCUUUGGCUCGAUGCACGCGCACAACUCGAAUAUCGCACCCCAGCACAUGUUCGAUAGCGUCACUCUGGGCGAUAACAUGAACUCCUCCAGCAGCCUCCCCUCGCGCCAGAUGCGCCAACCCUCCCCUUCAGCAGUCGACCGCCAACUUGACUCCCCCCACACAUUCGAAAGCCUCCUGGCCCUCAACACAUCCCUCAAGACCCGCGUCAGUGAACUUGAGUUUGUCAACGAGCUCUUCCGCGGCCGCGUGACAGAACUCGAGCAGAGCGACGCCAGCGCGCGCCGGUCGGAGAUGAUUGUACGAGACUCCGAGGUGCGUCUCCGCCGAUCCCUCGAGGACUCCCAGCGCCGCGAAGAAGAUCUCAAGCGUCGCGUCAGCGACCUCGAGCGCCAGAUCGGAACCAGCAGCGCCGGCGACGCCGAGUCCGGCGAGCCCUCCGCGAAGAAGAUCCGCCUGUCCGACGUGGUGGAAACCAGCGAGGAAGCGCAGACCAAGUCGCAAUCUCCCAAGAGCGCCUAG